AUGUGUAUUGGAAGACCUUUUUAAAGAACCUUUAAGUCACUGACAAAUGUCACAAUGGUUCUAAUGUGAUGUCACCAGAACUUGAAGUCAGUGGUUCCUGGCAGGAGAAGUUUCUAACAGGGUAACCCACUUACCUCUGGGAGCAGCAAAGGUCUUUUCUUAGCUUCCUAGUGGAUAUCAUUGUUAAUAUUUACCUAUUAGGUUCUGUGAAAAAGCAGAAAUAGAAUAAGAUCACCAAAUUCUCACCAUUUUAUCAAAAUGGAAUAUGAGAAAGUUGGUGAUUCUGAAUCAGAAAAAGCUAUCAAGAAUUCUCCUAAUAUGAAAACAAAGCCUAGAAAUACUCCGGAUGUUCCAGAAGUGCCCAGGCUUGAAGUUCCGGCCUCAGUGCAGGACAUCAUCUAUCGGAUUCAGCGAGCACAGGUCACUCGAGCCAGAGAUGACAUGAAAACACAGAUGGAUGACAUAAUGAGCAACGUGGAGCGAAUAAUGUCUCGCUACAAUGUUGCGUUUAGCCCACCCUCUGUAAAGAGCAUCUUCCUUAAAGAACAUAUGAGAAAACAGAGAACUAUGUUUUUGGAGAGUGUGGCUACCUAUACCAAGAAUGCUGAAGCCAGAGAAAAGACACUUGCCUACAUUCUGGCCUGGUUAGAAGAAUGGAAUGCUAUUUUAUCGGAGAUAACUACAUUUGAUAUUGAUGAGCACUACCACUGGAUAGCACAAAUGGAGAUGUUCCCAGACACACUGAGAGCCAUUGAGAACAACGUCAACAUACUAUGCAGCAUGAGUUCCACGUUCCUGAAAGACAAGAAGACUCAAAAGAAAAAAACAGUAUCUAGAGGUGCACUAUGGAAAACCUGGAAAGACAGAUGCAUAAAGCGACCCGCAACAGCAUAUGCAUUAAGACCAGAUCAAAUGAUUGCUGAUCAAUACACAACAAAUACGAAGGUUUUAGAAAUCCAGAAUAUGCUGCAAGAACUCAUAGGCUCUGCCAUGUUUACCAAAUUAGAAAACACUGCUAUCAAAUACAUCUCGUCAACUAUCCUAAAUCUCUCUAAAGCCUUGAGUGCUGCAGCUGAGCAAUUAAAUGUUUCUAACAUCGUAAAUGACAGUGCAUUUUUCCAGAAGUAUGAAACAGAAAGAGAACUCUCGCGACGAAUAAUUUAUGACCUCAGUGAGCAAAAUGAGAAGCUUCAACGAAAGCUUCAAGAGAGAGAAGAACAGUAUGAAGUAAUUCAACUAAAAGGUGUCAGAGAUCAACAAUAUGAACCAUCCUCCACAGCCAUGACUAACGUCAAAGCUGAUUACACAAAGGGCAGUCUAGACAGCAUUCUAGCCAAAGAAUUUGACAAUACUUUAUAUAAGUCCCUUUCAAAAAAAAUCAAAGAUUCAGACACAAAGCUUUUAUUGAAAGCCACAACUGAAGUGAAGUCAGAGUUAACUCAAGAACAGUUCCUCCAAUCUGAAGGCAAGACAAAAAGGGCUUCCUGGCCUUAUGAGUAUGACCCUGGAGGUAAAACAUCCAGGCAGAGAGUAGACGCCUAUUUGUUCGACAGGACUGGUUACUAUCAAAUUGAGAGAAGAGAACACACAAAAAGCCCGUAUGUCCAAGAGCGCCCUGGAUCAAAUGUUGGUGAGGAUGGUGGGGAAAAGACACUGACAGAGGCCAAAACGAAUCAGUACUAUGAAUUAGGAGAAGAAGAGAAUGAAAGAGAAGUAAUAAAACCAAAGACAUCCUCUGAACCAGAAAGCCAGUAUUACCCUUUCAGUGAAACCAAAAGCCCAGAUGCCAAAAGUGGAACACCUCAUGAGGCAGAGCAGGUCAGGAAAUUCAAAACUGAAUCUCCCUUGGAAAAGGGGCGUAUUUUACCAGACCUGAAAGAGCCCCCCAUCGAGUCUGCAAACAAACGGAUGAGGGGCCAGGCAGAUCCAUUGAGCAUGGCUCAAGUGAAGCAAUCACCAAUGCCACAGAAAGCUGAAGUUCAAGGAAAGACACAAGACACUCCCUUAACAAUGAGCAAGAGCAAAAUCUGGAGAAGAGAACCCAAGGAAAGUCCAGCCUUCAGCAAGCGGCCCAAGUCUCCUCAACUUGAGAAAUCCCGCCCACACACCCAGGAAGAAUCUUCAGAACCUAAAAGGGCGCUGGCAACUCCAGAGGUCAAAGGUGAACAGAGUAACACGGAAUCAUUUCAGAAAGCGUUAAUGGAUUUCCUUAAAGAGAAAAUUAACAACAUAGACAAGCCUGCUGAUGGAAACACCAUGCCAAGGAAGGAGAGCUUACUGAAAAGGGCAGAAAUGGAAAACUUUGAAACAAUAAAAGCAAAGAUGGAUGAAUACUUCCAAAAAAUGGCUGAGAUUGUGACUCAAAUGGUGAGGAAAUUCAAAGUUGCAAAAAAGGAAGGAGCCGAUGGAGAGAAACCUAGGCUAUCCAAAAAGUCGGAUUCAUUCAUGCCGGCACCGCAGGAUGAGAGGCCAUCAACCACUGCCAAGUCUGAAAUUAGCACUUUCCUCUCAAAUGAAAACAUAGACCCAGUAAUGAAAAACAUAAUAGAAACGAUCUUGGCUGAAAUGGAAAGUGAGGGAGAUGCUCCAACAGUCUCAUUAGUAAGAAAAGAACACAAGAAAGCAAAGCCUAAACAAGAGAAAUAUGGACAAGAGAGUCAAGAGACAAUGCAGGACAAAUCCAGUCUCCAGAAGGAAGCCGAUAUCGUGACAGAAGCACGGAAGACCACAGCAAAAGCGCAGGGGAUGCAGAGAGAGAGGGGGGAGAAGCUGAACCUGGAUCUGAAGGCAGAGAGAGACCACCAGCAGAAAGCAAGAGGGAAGAAGGACAAGCAGAAACCACACGAGCGGGCAGAGCGCCUUGACAGGCAAGAGGAGAUUGCAGCAGGCCAUGAGAUGACCAAGGGAAAGACACCUGAAGACAAGACCAAAGGCACAGCCCAGGAAUCCCAGUUACCCCAAGGCGGAACCUUCCACGAAGCCUCAGGGCUCCCGCCUGAGACAACACACUCCCUGCCAAGCACUCCUCCACCCUCUCCUCAGGUCUUACUACCUGGGGCCCUUCACAUCUACCCACAGCCCUUCACAGAGCACAAAAACAUCACUCCUCAACUUAUCCUGACUCAGGCCCAGGCCCUGGGGACAACACUUACCCCCCAGCAGGCCCAGGCCCUUGGGGCAACGUUGACCCUCCAGCAAGUCCAGGCCUUGAGGACAACCCUGACCCCACAGCAGGCCCAGGCCCUGGGGACAACACUUACCCCACAGCAGAUCCAGGCUCUGGGGACAACCCUGACACCAGAGCAGGCCCAGGCCUUGGGGACAACUCUGACUCCCCAGCAGAUCCAGGCCCUGGGGACUAUAUUAACUUCCCAGCAGGCUCAGAUCCUAGGGGCAACCCAGACACCCCAGGAGGCCCAGGCCCUGGGGACAAUCCUGUCCCCACAGCAGGCCCAGGUCCUUGGGGCAACGUUGAACCUCCAGCAAGUCCAGGCCUUAAGGACAACCCUGACCCCACAGCAGAUCCAGGCCCUGGGGACAACCCUUACCCCACAGCAGAUCCAGGCCCUGGGGACAACCCUUACCCCACAGCAGAUCCAGGCUCUGGGUAUAACUCUGGCCCCACAGCAGGUCCAGGCCCUGGGGACAACACUUACCCCACAGCAGGUCCAGGCCCUGGGGACAACACUUACCCCACAGCAGGUCCAGGACAUAGAGACAAUCCUGACCCCACAGCAGAUCCAGGCCCUGGGUGUAACCCUGACCCCACAGCAGGUCCAGGCCCUGAGGACUAUACUGACUUCCCAGCAGGCUCAGAUCCUAGGGGAAACCCUGGUACCCCAGGAGGCCCAGGCCCUGGAAACAAUCCUAACCCCAGAGAAGGACCAGGCCCUGGGGACAACUCUGACACUACAGCAAGCCAAGGCCCUGCGGACUAUACUGACUUCCCAGCAGGCUCAGAUCCUAGGGGAAACCUUGACACCCCAGGAGUACCAGGCCCUGGGGACUAUACUGACUUCCCAGGAGGACCAGACCCUGGGGACAACCACGACACCCCAGGAGGCCCAGACCCCUCAAGAGGCCCAAGCCCUAGGGAUAACCCUGACAUACCAGGAGGACCAGGCCUUGGGGAUCACCCUACCACCCCAGGAGUCCCAGGUACUGGGGACAAGCCUGACUCCCCAGGAGCCCCAGGCCCCAGAGACAACCCAGAUCCCCCAGGAGCCCCAGGCCCUGCAGAAACCCUUGACCUCCCAGCAGGUCCAGGCACUGGGCAGAGCUCUGACCCCAGAGGAGGACCAGACCCUGGAGAUGAUCCUGAUCCCCCAGCAGGUUCAGGCACUGGGGACAGCCCUGACACCGGAGCAGGUUCAGGCACUGGGGACAGCCCUGACACCGGAGCAGGUUCAGGCACUGGGGACAGCCCUGACACCGGAGCAGGUUCAGGACAUGGGGACAGCCCUGACACCGGAGCAGGUUCAGGCACUGGGGACAGCCCUGACACCGGAGCAGGUUCAGGACAUGGGGACAACCCUGACACCGGAGCAGGUUCAGGACAUGGGGACAGCCCUGACACCGGAGCAGGUUCAGGACAUGGGGACAGCCCUGACACCGGAGCAGGUUCAGGACAUGGGGACAGCCCUGACACUGGAGCAGGUUCAGGCUCUGGGGACAGCCCUGACACGGGAACAGGUUCAGGACAUGGGGACAGGCCUGACACCAGAGCAGGUUCAGGACAUGGGGACAGCCCUGACACGGGAGCAGGUUCAGGACAUGGGGACAGCCCUGACACUGGAGCAGGCUCAGGCCUUUGUAACUACCCUCAUCCCUCAGGAGGCCCAGGCCCUGGGGACAAUAACUCCUACAAAAACCCAGUUCCUGGGGACAAGCCCAAUCCCCCAGCAGGUUCAGGCACUGGGGACAGCCCCGAUACCGGAGCAGGUUCAGGACAUGGGGACAGCCCUGACACCGGAGCAGGUUCAGGACAUGGGGACAGCCCUGACACCGGAGCAGGUUCAGGCUCUGGGGACAGGCCUGACACCAGAGCAGGUUCAGGACAUGGGGACAGCCCUGACACUGGAGCAGGCUCAGGCCUUUGUAACUACCCUCAUCCCUCAGGAGGCCCAGGCCCUGGGGACAAUAACUCCUACAAAAACCCAGUUCCUGGGGACAAGCCCAAUCCCCCAGCAGGCCCAGGGCCUGGGGCUCGCUCUGAUACCUAAACAUGCUGAGACCCAGGCGCAGGCUUUGCACCCUCCUCUCACCGUGAGACCAACUCUAACACUGAGAGCCCCUAUUACCCCUCGGGACACCCUGGCAGUAAAGGCAGCUGGCACUUCUGAACAGAUCCAGGCAAUGCAAAUCUCACCCCAUAUGCAACAGACUCAGCUGUUUAAGGUUCCCAGCACUCAAGAACAUGCUAAACUCACCCAGGCAAUUGGGGCCACCCCUGCUCCUGAGCCAGUUCAGGCAAUGGAAUUCCCACUCACUUCUAUGCAGGCACGGCCAUCAAGGAUGUCUGCCAUUCCAGAGCUAUUUCCAGUAUCUGAGACCCCUCCCACUCCAGGGCAGCUCCUGGAGCUGGAAGCUCGUAGCUCUGGGCAGUUAUUUCUGUUUAAGGAUCCUUUAACUGCCAGGCCAUCUCCAGUACUGGAGGGCACUCCCACACCCAGGUGGCCUGUAACAUCUGGAAUGACAUCUGUCCCUACAAAGAUUCCAAGUGUCUGGGGUCCUCUCACACCUGGGAAGUCCUUCCCUGAAGAGCUCAGGGAGUCCAGACCUUUAUCCAUCGCUGGGAAGCCCCUGGAACACCAACAUGCCCCCAGAGAGCAGUCCCCCUCCCUACCGGCCCCCUCCACCCUUGGGCAGCAACCGACUCCACUGAUCCUGCGCACACUGCAGAAGCAGGGGAAGCCGCUGCCUGCCCUGACUUCACGGUUGCUGAUAACACCACAGAAGCCACAAUGGGACCAGAAAUCACGAUUCCCCCCGAUAGAAAAGCCGUGGAUGGUAACUUCACGUUCAGAUACCGACAAAGCCAAGAUGGUGGGACCUCUUCAAGAAUUUGAAAGGAACACCUAUUUUGUUGAUGUGUCAGCUCAGAGAAAGAACCUGCUACUGUUAAAUGAGGCCGUGAGAACUUCUGGUCUUCCUUCCCACGUACACAUGAUAGCCAGGAAUCUCAUCAUUGAGACACUACACACAGACGCGGUUCGGCUGGGACACCUGUUACACAAGUACGUUGCCUACAGACUGAUCCAGCGUGUGAGAAACAAUAUAAUCCAUCAAAUAAAAGUCAUCCAAAACACUGGGAAGGGUUAUGAGACUCAGAAACUCUACAUCAUAUUGAGCAAAAUUGAUGACCAUCAGAAAAAGGUGAUGUGUGCCUGGACCGAGAAGCAGAAGUUUCUAGAAGAGACACGGAAUCAGUGCCUGAAGAAAAUGAUACCCUUAUUUAGCCAGCUCAGAGACACGUACAAAUUGAAUCUCAGUCAACCGGUUCCAUUGAUCACCCAUAAAAAUGAGAUACCUGCCUCUGUUGAGUUUGCUCAUCAGACAUAUCAAAAGUUACCGAUAGAAGAGGAUAAACAUUCUGUCAAGAAAAUCAGACACCAAGACCAGACGGAUGCCAUCUGGAGAACCGAUCUGUCUACAUCCAGCUACCCAAUAAUAGAGAAGACGCCAAUAAACGUGCCCUGGGACCAGCUGGGUGGGUACCCAGACACCCCUAGGCUGCUGCACUUAGACGUCCAGUCGACCUUCAGAAAAUCUCUCGCAUCCAUUAGAAUGCGGUAAGUACUAGCAGCACCUUGAUAAUUUGGCCUUUUGUCACAUCUGUCGUUUUCCUGACCUGUCUCCUGCAGCAGCGGAAAGUGGCCAAAAGUGUUUGCUGUGCCAUAAACCUGAGCAUAUCACCUUUGAAAAAUAUAAAAUUAACAGUCAUCUCAAGCGUCAGUUUAAUGCAC
Ochotona princeps (American pika) is the source of this 6965-nucleotide messenger RNA. Its product is annotated as protein FAM186A-like. The transcript is spliced from 9 exons. Bases 259 to 6795 code for a protein of 2178 amino acids. The record is from RefSeq and is a predicted model, not a curated record. Lineage: Eukaryota; Metazoa; Chordata; Mammalia; Lagomorpha; Ochotonidae.